UUCAAGAACCGCGAAUUUCGACAAUUUGCAUUUCCUCAAAAACUUGCGUGUGAUGACAACCCUGCACCCAAAGUGCACACGUUUUCAUCUGUUUUUUCUGCGACUCCAGUCAUCUGCAUCCAGACCUGUGAAAUGCCUCAGCCGGAACAGCAGACCGAUGUCAGCGGCACAGCCGAAGCCGAAGGUCCUCCAAAGACUGCCAAGCAGCUGGAGAAGGAGCGCCUGAAGGCGGAGAAGCUGGCGAAGCUCCAGGCCAAACUGGACAAGAAGGCUGCUGCUGCAGCCCCUGCUGCGGGUGAAAAGAAGGAGAAGCCCGAGAAGCGAACGAAGGAGGUGAAAGAGGCUGCCGUGUACACGGCCCAGACAGCGCCCGGGGAGAUGAAGGAUCUGAGUGGUCCUCUGCCGGACGCGUACAGCCCGCGGUACGUGGAGGCUCAGUGGUACAGCUGGUGGGAGAAGCAGGGCUUCUUCAAGCCCGAAUAUGGGCGACCGUCGAUUGACUCGCCGAAUCCCAACGGAAAGUUCGUGAUGAUAAUUCCCCCGCCCAAUGUGACAGGAUCCCUUCACUUGGGCCACGCCCUUACCAACGCCAUCGAGGACGCCAUCACGCGGUACCACCGCAUGAAGGGGCGCACCACUCUGUGGGUGCCUGGUUGUGAUCACGCCGGCAUCGCCACUCAGGUGGUGGUGGAGAAACUUCUGUGGCGCGACGAGAAGCUGUCACGACAUGACCUGGGCCGCGAGAAGUUCAUCGAGCGAAUCUGGGACUGGCGGCGCGAGAAGGGCGGCCGUAUCUACGAUCAGCUCAAGAGCCUCGGCUCCUCCUAUGACUGGUCGCGAGUCGCCUUCACCAUGGACCCCAAACUGUGCCGCGCCGUCACCGAGGCCUUCGUACGCCUCCACGAGGAAGGAAGCAUCUAUCGAAGCUCCCGCCUGGUCAACUGGUCCUGCACGCUGCGCUCGGCCAUCUCCGACAUAGAGGUCGACAAGGUCGAGAUUCCCGGACGCACGUUCCUCUCCAUUCCGGGUUACGAGGAGAAGGUGGAGUUCGGCGUGCUGAUUAAGUUUGCCUACAAGGUGGAGGGCAGCGACGAGGAAAUCGUUGUGGCCACCACCCGUAUCGAGACGAUGCUGGGUGACACGGCCGUGGCCGUUCAUCCCCAGGACGAACGCUACAAGCACCUGCACGGCAAGUUCGUAGUCCAUCCCUUCUCCACACGCCGCCUGCCCAUCGUGUGCGACGAGUUCGUAGACAUGGCGUUCGGCACGGGUGCCGUUAAGAUUACCCCGGCUCACGACCCCAACGACUACGAGGUGGGCAAGCGUUGCAACCUGCCCUUCAUCACCAUCUUCAACGACGACGGCUACAUUAUCGGUGACUACGGCGAGUUCACGGGCAUGAAGCGCUUCGAGUGCCGCAAGCAGAUCCUGGAGAAGCUCAAGGCCCUCAACCUUUAUCGCGAGACCCUGAACAACCCCAUGGUUGUGCCCAUCUGCAGCCGCUCCAAGGACGUUGUCGAGCCGCUGAUUAAGCCGCAGUGGUAUGUCAGCUGCUCGGACAUGGCAGCCUCCGCCACCGAGGCCGUGCGUUCCGGCGCCCUCAAGAUUAUUCCCGAGCACCACACGAAGACCUGGUACCACUGGAUGGACGGUAUCCGCGACUGGUGCGUGUCGAGGCAACUGUGGUGGGGCCAUCGCAUUCCGGCCUACCACGUCAGCUUCAGCGACCCUUCAGUCCAAACGGGAUCGAAUGACGACGAGCAGUAUUGGAUUGUGGCUCGUAGCGAGACGGAGGCGCUUAGCAAGGCUGCCGAACGAUUCGGCGUUGAGGCGAGCAAGAUUGUCCUGAAGCAGGAUGAGGAUGUGCUAGACACAUGGUUCAGCUCAGGCAUCUUUCCGUUUUCCGUGUUCGGCUGGCCGGACAACACCAAGGACCUGGAGACAUUUUACCCCACGUCGUUGCUGGAGACGGGCCACGACAUUCUGUUCUUCUGGGUGGCCCGCAUGGUAUUCUUUGGCCAGAAGCUGCUGGGAAAGCUGCCCUUCAAGGAGGUCUACCUCCACCCGAUGGUGAGGGACGCCCACGGACGCAAGAUGUCCAAGUCUCUGGGCAACGUGAUUGACCCGAUGGAUGUGAUUUGCGGCAUCACGCUGGAGGGGCUCCAUGCCCAGCUGGUGGGCUCCAACCUGGACCCCCGCGAGAUCGAAAAGGCCAAGGCUGGGCAAAAGCAGGACUAUCCCCAGGGCAUUCCCGAGUGCGGAUCCGAUGCCCUGCGCUUCGCUCUGUGCGCCUACAUUACACAGGCUCGCGACAUCAACCUGGACAUCAACCGCGUGCUGGGCUAUCGCUUCUUCUGCAACAAGCUCUGGAACGCCACCAAGUUCGCCCUGCUCUACUUCUCGGGCUCGGAGAAGUUCGACACAGAGUUGAGUGCCUCUGAUGCGGUCAACCAGAUGGAUUCCUGGAUCCUUUCCCGGCUGGCGGCUGCCAUCGAGGCCUGUAACCAGGGCUUUGAGACCUACGACUUUGCCGCGGCCACCAGCGCCUGCUAUGCCUUCUGGCUCUACGAUCUCUGCGACGUGUAUCUGGAGUGCCUUAAGCCCGUCUUCCAAAGCGGCAGCGAGGCGCAGCAGGCAGCGGCGCGGCGUACUCUUUACGUGUGUCUGGACUACGGCCUUCGGCUGCUCUCGCCGUUUAUGCCCUUCAUCACCGAGGAGCUCUACCAGCGGCUGCCGCGGGCCAACCCAGCGCCCAGCAUCUGUGUGGCCAGCUAUCCCAGCAACGUCUCUUGGCGCAGUGCCAAGAUAGAGUCCGACGUGGACUUUGUCCAGAAGGCGGCCCGCAUCAUCCGCUCGGCUCGCUCAGACUACAAUCUGCCGAACAAGACCAAGACCGAGGCGUACAUCGUGUGCACGGAUGACGCGCCCAACGAAAUACUCAAGCGCUACGCCGAUGAUCUGGCCACGAUCUCCUACUGCUCCAAGAUAGCCUUCGACGGCGCCCCGCCGGCGGGCUGUGCCAUUCUGACCGUGACCGGUCAGUGUGAGGUGCACCUGCUGCUGAAGGGCCUGAUCGAGGCGGACAAGGAGAUAGUGAAGCUGCAGAAGAAGAGCGACCAGCUGGUGCAGACUGUGGGCAAGCUGAGCCAGGCCAUUCAAGCGGCCGACUACGCCGCCAAGGUGCCCGUUGAGGUGCAGGCCGCCAACGAAACGAAGCUUUCGGAGUCGCGGGCAGAGAUCGAGCGAAUUGCUGCCGCCAUUGAGACGCUGAAACUGAUGUGAAGAGGCCAGUCGGAGGCUCUGAAGGGAUUCACUCCAGAUCAAGCAUUUUGUUGAUAUUUUGGCGUGCUUGCUUACUUGAUAUAAACACGCGCUUCUUUUGGUUUUUUUUGUUAAGAACAAAUAUCAAUCUACAAUUUUUUAUGUAUUUAUUACUGCGACACUUGCAAUUUUCGAGCUAAAAAAUAAAUAGAAAUGAAAAAGGA
Drosophila kikkawai is the source of this 3485-nucleotide messenger RNA. RefSeq names its product Valyl-tRNA synthetase (gene ValRS). The record is from RefSeq and is a predicted model, not a curated record. Gene Ontology annotation, molecular function: valine-tRNA ligase activity; ATP binding; aminoacyl-tRNA deacylase activity. Lineage: Eukaryota; Metazoa; Arthropoda; Insecta; Diptera; Drosophilidae. Gene Ontology annotation, biological process: valyl-tRNA aminoacylation. Gene Ontology annotation, cellular component: cytosol.